Salmo salar (Atlantic salmon) is the source of this 2075-nucleotide messenger RNA. RefSeq lists its product as uncharacterized. Gene Ontology annotation, biological process: regulation of immune system process; negative regulation of transcription by RNA polymerase II; regulation of cytokine production. The record is from RefSeq and is a predicted model, not a curated record. Lineage: Eukaryota; Metazoa; Chordata; Actinopteri; Salmoniformes; Salmonidae. Gene Ontology annotation, molecular function: DNA-binding transcription repressor activity, RNA polymerase II-specific; RNA polymerase II cis-regulatory region sequence-specific DNA binding. Gene Ontology annotation, cellular component: nucleoplasm.
CAGGAAGUGCUUUGUUACCGUCCUCCUAUUGCGUUUUUAAGGCAAAUAAAAAUCCACAGGCUUUUGCUGGAUCUUUUCUGAUGUAAAAUUAGUCUUACAUGACACUUAUUUGUCCCAAUUUAAAUAGUUUUGAUAAUUAAUAAGUUGUGAUCUAGCUUUUAUUUGUUUGAACGCUGUGACAAAGAAAUGAACUGCAGCGUACACAUUUACUGUCAUCUUUUUUUUAUUUGAAGAAAGAAUAUAGUAGCUUCCACUAUGGAUCGGGACAGAGCUAGCCCGUCCCCCUCCAAUCUGCCAGAGUCCCCUGGUCACAACUCUCCUGGUAGCGCCUUACUGCUGGGUCUGAAGAGGGUGUCUGUGCUGCUGGUCGACUGCAGGAAAACAGCAGGGCAGAGUGGAACUGUGAGAGAAGGUCACGAGGAGGGAGAUGGAGAUUUGAUUUCAUCAAGGACCACCCCUAACCAUCGUUCUCUCAGUGGGAGGGACUUAUCAUCUGGGGAGCCUCAACAACAACAUGUUGAUGAUGAGACAGAGAAGAGUCUCUCCCAAUCAGAACACCUCAAACACCAGCACAGACGUACAGGGAAGAAAUCUCACCACAGCUGCUCUGACUGUGGGAAGAGUUUCACUACACGGAGGUCCUUCAUAAUUCACCAGCAAACACACACAGGAGAAAAGCCUUAUAGCUGUGAUCAGUGUGGGAAGAGUUUUGCUCUAUCAGGACACCUGAAUAGACACCAGCUAACACACACUGGAGAGAAGCCUUAUAGCUGUGGUCAGUGUGGAAAGAGCUUCAAUCAGUCAGGCAACCUGACAGCACACCAGCUAACACACACUGGAGUGAAGCCUUAUAGCUGUGAUCAGUGUGGGAAGAGCUUUGCUCGGCCUGGAGAGCUGACUACACACCAGGUAACACACACUGGAGUGAAGCCUUAUAGCUGUGAUCAGUGUGGAAAGAGUUUUGCUAAAGAUUCCAACCUAACUAGACACCAGGUAACACACACAGGAGAAAAGCCUUACAGCUGUGAUCAAUGUGGGAAGAGGUUUGCUCAAGCUUCCAACCUAACUAGACACCAGCGAACACACACAGGAGAAAAGCCUUAUAGCUGUGUUCAGUGUGGGAAGAGCUUUGCUACAUAUAACACCUUCAAAUAUCAUCUGAGAAUUUAUGAAGGGGAGAAGCCCUACCCCUGCCUUGAUUGUGGGAAAAACUUUGCUAGUGCAGGAGCCCUAACCAUACACCAGCGUGUACACACUGGAGAGAAGCCUUAUAGCUGUCAUCAGUGUGGGAAGAGCUUUGCUGUAGCUUCCACCCUGAUUAUACACCAGCGCAUACACACUGGAGAGAAGCCAUAUAGCUGUCAUCAGUGUGGGAAGAGCUUUGCUGUGGUUUCCACCUUGAAUAAACACCAGCGCAUACACACUGGAGAGAGAACUUAUGUCUGUCUAUGUGGAAAGGACUUUGCUCGAGCUUCCACCCUGACUAUACAUCAGCGAACACACACUGGAGAGAAGCCGUAUAGUUGUGAUCAGUGUGGAAAGAGCUUUGCUGAGUCAGGGACCCUGAAUUCACACCAGCGAACGCACACUAGAGAGAAACCCUAUGUCUGUCUAUGUGGAGAGAGCUUUACUCAUUUAGGGCAAAUUAAAAAACACCAGAAAGCAAAAAUGUGCCAUAUUUCAUCUCCAUCCUAUCCGACACCAUUUCCAGAUCCAUAAAUAAAGGUUCAAUAGAAAACAUUUAGUGAACAGUCAUAUCCAUCUCCCAUUCUUAAACAGUUGCCUUAGUCUGAUCACCAUGGUAACCUCUGUGCAGCAUAAUAUGCAGCUCUGAUCUAGGAUCAGGUCUCCCCUGUGUUUAUGUAAUAUCACACAUUGGGAUCUACAUGGAUAAAUGUUAUCAUAGAAAAUGUCAUAGUGAACCUGUGUGUGUGGGGGGGAAAGAUGUUGAAAAUUCUAUUGUCUUUCAUAUACUCAUGAUACUAUUAUUAAAUCUCAUUAUGUAGAAUAAUGUUUCAAAAAUAGGUGUAUAUUCAAUUGAUCAAUAAAUUCAACCCAUUAUCUUAUAAACAAGA